Molecule: messenger RNA, 1335 nt
Organism: Macrosiphum euphorbiae (potato aphid)
Lineage: Eukaryota; Metazoa; Arthropoda; Insecta; Hemiptera; Aphididae
Source: the annotation of a GenBank genome assembly
AUGGAUAACCAUAAAGUUAGUAAUUCGAAUAAAAGGCGGAUAGCACCGUCGAGACGUAAAAGUUUACGAAAAGAUAUCACAAAUAGUUUUCGACAUAUUCUUGGUUACCAUAGAUUAUGUGAACCGUAUUUUUGCAAUGGUCCUAAGCCAAACGAAAUCAAUUAUAUUGACGAAGCUCUGACUACUGGUUUGUUAGAAGAAUUUAUUCAAAUAGUAAACCGCUUAGCAAAUAAUGCUGAAAGUUUAUUGAUGAACGUUGACAAUAAUAUUUGUGAACAAUUUAAUAGCAUCAUAAAUAAACACCUUUCCGGCAAACGAAUAAAUUUUUCACAAAGACAUAAUUACAAUGUCCGAGUAGAAGCAGCUUUACUAUCUCACAACACAUCUGGAAAAUACAUACGUACUAUUCAUAAAGCAUUAGUUCAAGAUAAAAGUCCUGGAGAUGUUGGUAAAAAGUUCUUAAUUUCAAAAGAAAAGAAAAAUGAUCAGAGAAGAAGACGUAUGUUAUUUAAUGAAAAUGUACCUAGAAACACUAAACAUUACGGUCCGGACGCUGAUUAUGGGUUAGCCGAACCUCUAGAAAACGACGAACCCUUUGACUAUGACGAAAUUAAACUUAAAUUUUUAAACACAUUAUGUAUGAAUAUGUAUCAGCGAAAUACUUUAGAAGAAGAAACUCGAAGUCAAUCAAAUUCUAAGAAGUGGCACAUAGAAAGACAAAAGAGAUUAACUGCCUCAAAUUUUGGACGCGUAUGCAAAAAAAGAGCCACUACAUCAUGUAAAAAUCUGGUAUAUGAUUUAGUAUACAGAACUUUUAGUUCAAAGGCUACGGAAUAUGGGAAAGCAAUGGAAUCUUCGGCAAUUGCAGAUUUCGAAAAAACUAUGUUUUUAAAAGUUAAGCCAUGUGGUUUAUACUGCGAUUUAGAAUACCCAUUUUUGGGAGCCAGUCCAGAUGGAGUGAUUGAUGAUGACACUAUUAUUGAAGUUAAAUGUCCAAUAUCAGCUAAGGAUUAUGAUAAUUUUAUUGAUGCUUUCAAUGACAAAAAGUUGCCACAAUGUGAACUUUUUGAUAAAAAAUUAAAAUUAAAAAAAAAUAGCAACUAUUACUACCAGAUCCAAGGACAAAUGCAUAUUUGUAAAAAAACAAAAUGUUAUUUUGUAAUUUAUACUAGCUAUUGGACAAGUAUUGAAAGAGUAGAUUAUGAUGACGAUUUUUGGCAGACUAAAAUGGCACCAAAAUUAGAAAAUUUUUAUAUGAACUGUCUACUGCCGGAAUUGAUCAAUCCACAAUUUGGAAAGAGGUUACUUGUUUCCGAUAUAAAAGACCCGCGGUGA